GUGUCCGGGUGGUCCCUCGACAUUCUCGUCGUGAUAUUCUUUCCCUUGUUCUCGAGUCAUAGGUGUCGAUUUUAAAGUGAAGAGAAUGGUGGUAGAUGGCCGUGCAGUACAGCUUGCAAUAUGGGACACAGCAGGACAAGAGCGCUUUAGAACGCUGACUCCCAGUUAUUACCGAGGAGCUCAAGGGGUUGUUCUAGUGUAUGAUGUUACAAGAAAAGACACUUUCACAGGACUAGAGAGCUGGCUGAAUGAGCUGGAAAUGUACACCACUGGAAGCAACAUUGUGAAGAUGUUAGUUGGCAAUAAAACUGAUCAGCCUGAUCGUGAAGUAGAGAGAAGAGAAGGACUCCAGUUUGCUAGGAAACACUCACUGCUUUUUAUAGAGACUAGUGCCAAGACACAGGAUGGAGUCCAACAUGCCUUUGAGGAGCUGGUAAUAAAGAUUCUGCAGACACCAGGUGUUUGGCGUAAACGUGCAGAGAAGCGGGGAGUACAGCUGAUGGAGUCUUCAACACAGCAGGAGAAAAACUUAUGUGGUGCAUACUGUCCGCUUGCUUAGAUCUACAGGUGUCUGUUCUAUCUGAACAGAAUGGACUUCUAAAAAUAUAUUAACAGAUUCAAGGCACUAGACAGUUUCUGAUUUGGAUCUACACAAUUUGUGUGGCCUGUCAAAAACAAAUUAAUUAACAAAGUACAUUUUUCGUUCAUUCAAAUACAGUUUUGCCUUUCCUUGCACACAACUGAUGUCUUCAGAUACCAAUAUAAUGAUUUUCUGGUAACUAUCAAAUUUCCUCCGAGAAGCACUAUGCUUUAUAGUGGGAGUUAAUGCUUUUGCUGUUUGACAUUUAAUAUAUGCUUGUUCUGAAAUUCCCACCUUAGCAUAAAACAAGGCAGUGUUCCACUCUGGAACUUUACUGAGAAGCUUCUCUUCCCCAGAAUGGCAUGGGAGGCUCCUAGGCGGCUAAAUCCAUGUGAAUGGAGUUGUCAGGAGUUGCUGCGAGCAAUGACAUUGUUUCCCUAUUUCAGAUGCAUUUAAGCAGUGAAAAUUGCUGUAUGUCCCCAGAGAGCAAGUUGAGUUACUACUUAAUUUCAGGGUUUUAGUGAAUAGGCAUAUUCUUAUAACAUUCUGCAGAGGAAAAAACAGAAUUGCCUGUGAAGGACGUUGUAGGUUUAUCUCUUGCUCCUCUUAAAUAACUUGUACUGAAUUUGGAGUCAUCGUUUUGGGCCAGUUUACAGUGUGGGUCCUUGCUGCCAUUAACAGAGCUCUCUGCAAACUCACAUUCCUGCCCUUGUUCAGCAGUUGCAGGACUAAAACUAGGGUUAAAAUAAAGCCUGCUGGUGAUGGAAGAUUUUCCACUAGAAAAAUUCUGUAUUGCUUGUUCCAUUAUGAAGUUCUGCUAGCUAGCUGCCUCUUACCUUUCUUCGCGCUGAACUCGCUGCAUUUUCUUGAAAACGGACUUUGAGUCAUGGAAGAUGCUAGCCUAGAGUCAGGUCUUGGAAGUCUUCUAGGAGCAUUAUUGCCAAUUGGCUGCUUGUAAUACUGUAAAAGUAUCAUAAUUUUGGGGACAACAUUAAAAAUGAACUGAAGCGUUCAUAAACAAGCAAUAGAUCUAAAGAUGCUCUUUCAUUACAGGACAUAGACUAACUUCCUUAUUCUGACUUGUCUUUCUUAGGAUAUGUAAUUUGAUGAUUCAUAGCUAUCAAAGUAAUUUAAAUUUGUAUUAGCAGUACUCUCCUGAAUAACAAGCAGUGACUUGUCAUGGGUGCUACCAAAACACAGAAGGCUUAAAACAAGGAGCAUAAACUUCUACCUCAUUUUAGAGCUUUUCUAGCUUGUUUUCCACAAAUUUGUUCUUUUUGGAGCUGCUUUCAUCUGUGAAAAGUGUGUGUGUGUGUAACUGCCGCUAGAGUACCUGAAUAGAAAUACCUGAUUCAUUGGGUUUUUACAUCCAUUUCUGUUUGUCUUGCAAUGGAUCUAAGUGGCUAUGUGGCUGCAAUAUCAUUUCUGUGCAUUUCCCUCUGCUGAAAUCUUAGUCUGAGGAAGUUGUUGGAUCUUAUAGUGGCUUUUGAUGCUCUUAGCAGCUGCCAUGGAGACAUACCUACUUACAGUCAGCUGAAAGACUGCUUCUUACAGUCUUGGUUUCAGCAUAUAAAGUGUCCCUUUGGAAUAAUGUUCAUUCACACCAGCUUUUCAGAGAAUAAAAGAGAAAGCAGUUUCUGCUGGUGUGACCUACAGCAGCUGGAUAGGCACGCUGCACGCAGCUCUCAGAGGGUAUGGAGUUUUAAGCUACUGAGCAUUCCUAUGCAAAAUGUGAGCGUGUCAUAAUACAAGAUUGUCUGGAGUCUCCUGGUAUAAAUGUGAAAAACAGAGAGCCUGGACACAAGUAAAUAAAACUAGGGAGUCAAAUUCGGAAGCUGGUAAGCCAUAGCAAUUGUAACAAAGCCAUAAAGCCAGGUAGGCAGGCCAGGAAGAAGACAGUCAUGAGAAGGCGGAGAUGACUGACUGCUGAUCAGCAGGCCAUAUAAUGGUCCUGGUGCAUUCUCUGCUCUUAGCUUGUGCUUUGUUCUCAUGACAUGUGUGACUCUUCUGCACUGACCCUGUCACAAACACAGUGAUCCGUUUCUGUGCAUCUGCUGAGGAUAAAAAGGAGAGUGAAGAGAAGACUACAUGUUCUGUUGCUGUCUGUUGAAUGUGGUCAAAACUACUUAGCUGGUUUUUGCUGCAGCAGGUAUCUGCCUACCUUAGAAGGGCAGUAUGGCCUCAUUUUUAAGCUUAUUUUUUGAGUGUUGAAACAGCUGGCUGCCCCUUUAAAAGGAACAUGAUUUUCCUUCAUAUCGUGUUUCAGUUUGCUGUGAAUGCACUCCCACUCAAUGGAUGCUCCCUCUGUGUGUGUGUGGGGGGAGGAACCCAUCUUAAUUCAUUUAUGGAUUUGUUUUGUUUAUAGUGAUAAGCAUAAUGAUUUCUGAGGGAAACAAGCUAAAUCAAUGGGUAUUUCAUUCAGUUCUGAACAUAGCCAGGUCUGAAAGUAGUAAUGUAAUAUAUUCACAAUCAUUCCUAUUAGUAACUGCAAGAAACAUCUCUAUAGAGAUCCAGAUUUACAAAAUAAAAUGUGAAAUUGAGCAUUUCUGUUCCUGUUGCAGGAUACUUAUAUGUAAUUAAAAAGGUACCUUCUGGUGGUCUAAUUUUGCCAGAGCAAUCUGUUCAUGCUCACAGAACUUUCCCAGUUGUGUGUACUGGCUUUUGAUGUCCUAGCAGGGUCAUCUGUGGUAACUCUCAGUGAUCCUGCCAGUCAGAUUUGUAAUAGGGUUUAUUUUCCUCAGUCGUGGAGGUUAGAAAGGCAAAGAUGGGCAGUGUGCAGUAUCUAGCCUAUCCUGUCAUGGCUAUCAGUUGCAAGCAAAGAGCUGCUAUAAAGGGCAAGCUGUACGCUGCUAUUUGACUAAAAAGAAUAUGUGUUUUUUUGAAUUAUAUCACCCCCACGUUUCAGUUAUUAGAUCAUAAUGAAACAUUUGUAGAGAUCUUCCGGGGAAAUGCAAGUCUUCCUUAGAGCUAGAUGUUUUAAGACCAUGUGCUAAUUAAUGUCAGUGAGCAGACUUGUGGAAUGCUGUAUAUUUUCAAAUGAAUCUGACUUCCUAAUGACGUAUGAGAUAAAACUGAUACAGGAGAUGAAGAUUUUUGGUCCAGACCCAUGCUUUUGUGAACAGAAAACCCUUAAACCAUAUGGCAGUUCACUUAUUGUGAGUUCAGGCGCAGUAUGACUUGAUUGGCAUGUAAAUAGAAAAAUGUUACUGGAAAGUAAGAUCCUGUUAUGUAGUGCUGAAAUGAGUACUCGGCUUACUGUCACCGAAUGCCUGAAACAUUGUUUCUGUUUCCACUGCGUCCAGGAAGCAAUGCAGACCUGUAGUGCUUUUCCUCAGCAAAAGCUGUUUCAUGGUACGUGGGGGAUGCUGACAAAGGAAAAGCUGGGUGAAGGGAUUUGGGGCUCAGUAGCUUCAUAAGACUUUUUUCACAUAAG
Molecule: messenger RNA, 4013 nt
Organism: Struthio camelus australis
Lineage: Eukaryota; Metazoa; Chordata; Aves; Struthioniformes; Struthionidae
Source: RefSeq, a predicted model, not a curated record